Molecule: messenger RNA, 2223 nt
Organism: Colletotrichum graminicola M1.001
Lineage: Eukaryota; Fungi; Ascomycota; Sordariomycetes; Glomerellales; Glomerellaceae
Exons: 3
Coding region: 1-2223 (740 amino acids)
Biological process (GO): intra-Golgi vesicle-mediated transport
Cellular component (GO): Golgi membrane
Source: RefSeq, a predicted model, not a curated record
AUGGCAGACGUUGAGGCCGUCCUAGCUGCCAAGGGCAACGCCCGGCAGACACAGCAGCCCUUGGACGCUCCAAAUCUUCCCGAGGGCGGCAACAAGUUCCAGCAUGCCAUCUCGGCCUGGAGAACCAUUGACUACACGAACCUCAUAUCGAACCUUGAUAACACCGCCUCGGAAAUCGUAACCUAUCAGAGGGACUCGACAGUCCAACGUAAAGAAUUGGCCCAGAAGACGAAGGAAUUUCGAAAGCUUGACGACUCUACAAAGCUGGUUGAGAUCAAGGGCUUGUUGAAGGCGUACCAAACCUUUAUCGACCUCCUCACGAAUCACUCAAAGUCUAUCAACUCGGCUUUCCUCCAAGCAUACACGUCCCUCUCCGAUGCUCCCGAUCCAUACCCACUGCUCGAGGCGUCUGUUGAAUCGAUGCUUGUGUCCGAGGACACCCUGCCGAAGCUAACCGAGGAGAACCAGCACUUACAACAAUCUGUCGCCAAGCUGACGACGCAGCUAGAGGACACCGAGUCGAAGCUGCAGACAGAGUCGGCCGCAAAGAAGGAGCUUGAAAGCACCCUUGAUAGCAGGGUCAAGGAGGUAGAAGCUUCUUGGGUCGCCGUUCUGGACGAAAAGAAGGACAACUGGGCUGCGAAGGAGAGGACAUUGGAAGAAAAGGUGGAAAACCAGGAACGUCUCCUCACCGAAAUCAAGGCGAGCUACGAGGUCAACCAGCGUCUGGGCAAGACGGAUGACGUGAACACCGAGGCUCAAGCUGGCCAUGUUACCAGCGCGGAGAUCGAGAUGCUUCAUUCUGACCUCGAUCGGACAAGCGCACGACUGGCCGAGGUUGAGGCACGAAACGAGCAACUGAGACUGGAAUUGGCACAGGCAAAAACUUCUGUCACCUCGCAAGCGCCAACGUCGCUGGAGGAUGACCCGGGUUACAUGCGCAUGCGAUCAGAAAACUCGUCACUCAUCCGGAAACUCGAUGCUGCUCGGGUCGAAAAGGAGGGCAUCAAGCGUGAUUUAGACUCCCGUCUUCGCGGCCUGGAAAGGGAGGUCGGCCUCCUCAAAGACGAGAGAGAUAACCUGAAGGCUAAAGUGCAGAAAUGGAGUGACUACGAAGACGUGAAGCAGGAGCUCGAGGUGCUCAAGAGCAUCGAAUUUUCAACAGGGGAUGACGACGAUGUGAAGGAAGCUGUUGAGAGUGCGUCAGAGACCAAGAGCCAAGGCGACACGCUUGAGAAACUACUGCUGGCGCGAAACAAGAAGCUCAGCGACGAGCUCACCAUCCUGCGUGUGUCUCACCAAGACCUCCAGACGAAGCUGUCCGAUCUCCAGGAGGAGAUGUCAAGGACCAACAUGGAGCUCGAGAAGUCGCAGCAACUCAACGAACGUCUCGAAAAUGAUCUCGCGACGUUGCAAUCGGAGACUUCAAACGCCUUCCCCUCAGGCGCGUCCGUAGCGGGGACGUUCACCCGCUACGCGCCGUCGGUUGCGCCGGGACGAAGGGGGGGAAGAAUAUCGCCGACAUCAUCCAUCAUUAGUGGGAUCGACCCCCGUAUGUCUGGCGGUGAACCGAUGGGCGGCGGCUCAGGAAUCCUGCCAAUGAUCACGGCACAGCGCGAUCGGUUCAAGAAGAGGAUCACCGAGUUGGAGACCGAGCUGUCCAAUACCCACCGCACGGUGUCGCAGCUGAGGCAAGAGGUAUCGGCUCUGCAGAAGGACAAUCUCAACCUGUACGAGAAGACGAGGUAUGUCUCGACAUACAACCGAGCGGGCCCUUCGGCUACGUCAUCAUCAGCAGCAUACUCAUCCAACCCCAACCCGUCGACGGUUUCGAUUGGAGGCAGCGGGAACCCGGGUAUCACAAUGGAUAGAUAUCGAAAGGCGUACGAGUCGAACAUCUCACCAUUUGCCGCCUUCCGCGGUCGGGAAUCUGCCAGGGCCUACAAGCGAAUGAGCUUCCCAGAGCGGGUGGUAUACUCGGUAACGCGGAUGGUGCUUGCCUCACGCACAAGCAGAAAUCUAUUCGCGGCGUACUGUGUUGCAUUACAUUUGCUCGUCUUCUGCUCCCUAUACUGGCUUGGCACAGUGGACGUGGAGAAGCACGCCAGCAACUUAGGCAAGUCGGCGGCAGCAGCAGCAGCAGCCGCUGGCGCUGGGGGUUUGAAUGGAAAGGUCGGCGAAAGCCACGGCGACUGGCACGAAGAAGGGUUCAGUGGGCACUAG